CGCAUAUAUUGACUUUGAACACUGUCCAUCUUGACGGUUUCGUGGCAGAUCAAAAUUUCUAGUCAACCAAUGCUAGUCGGGGCUAGAUCUAACUAAUGGAUUGUUGUUGCCUCUUGAUAUCAUGAUUACAUCAAGACUCGGAAAGCUGUGCCCAUCAAUGUGCGCCGAGCGUAAGAAAGUAAAAUAUAACACAGCAGUCUUUAAAAUCUUGAAGAAGAACGGACAACAUUAUUAUAGACGACGGAAAACCGCAUUCACGAGAAUCAUAAAUGCUUGGUUUCCUCUCUCCGUCGCGUUACGUCUUCGUUGUUCUUUUGAUGCUACCUAUACAAAAAUGCGACGAUAUAACAUGGUUAUUACACGUGGAGUGGCUUCUAUUGUGAAAGCAUCUGUCGUUCUGCCGUCGGUCAUUGUGACGAUCCGAGCACUAAGCAGGAAGAAAGACGGGAAAUCGGAAAUUGGAAAUUAAUUUCUGCAUGUCACCGCCACCGCCACCGCCGCCACGGUUAAUUCGUCGUCUGAUCAGCGCCGCAAAAUUUAAAAACAUCAUCGCGAUAUUGCCGCAGCGCCGGUCAUUUCUCAGCGGGUCGCGGAGCGGAGGUAGGAUGGCCUCGCGGCGCGGGCGUGCCUGCGGAGCGGAUGUCGAAGAACCUGAGGAGAAGAGGGGUAGAUACAGAAGGAGCCCGAAUGAGCCACUGCCAGGUGUACGUAUCGCCCAGAGGGAUAGGUAGAAAACAAGGUGGGAACCAUAUGUUGAUCUGCUGACGGGCGCUCUGGCACGCGCCAGGCGCACUCAAACUCGAGCCUUUACACCGCGAGGAUCAGGAUUGUGGUGUCCACCUUGGCGUCCUUCCGCCGACUUGAUCGAAUGCCUGACAGUUCGGUCUCGAUGUUCCUUUCUCGGCCUCACGGCCCACGCGUACAAGAAUUUCGAUACGAGGAACGCAGUGAACAAGACACUAUCAGCAAAGUACGCGCGAGAAUUCAAUCGGGUUGAUUUCGCGUAGGUGAUGUGUCGAAUGGUACAUGCGGUAUUCCUGACGCACAAGAAGUGCGUCUCUCAAUGUUAUAUCGGAUAUACUUUAUUAGAUGCGAUAAAAUUGUUUAAUGCGGUGUGUAUUAAGCAAUAGCAUAAGAAUAAGUCGCCUAAAAGCCAUUACUUAGCUGUGUUGACAAACUCAAUAGAAUGUGAAUCAACGCUGACGAACCUGGUGCUUCAGCCCUUUCUUCUGUGUGACGUCGGGACAAUUUGACAAAGAUCAUAGAGAUGUAAAAAAUUCGCUUACACAAGAAUCUUGAACUUGUAUAUAAAAAAAAAUUACUUUAGCUACAUUUCACCUUGAUGUGACACAACUCUGAUGAAGCUCCAUAUGUGUUACGCAUAGAGAUAUAUUCUUGUAGUGCCAAGUCAAUCGAAUACUUUUCCAAUCCAAUCAUGGCCCUGCUAUCGAACCAUCACUGCAACUAUCAGAACACGCAAUCCGACAUGUUAACACCCGCAUACCCGAACUCGGCGAGGAGCUACGACCCCUUGUAUCCGUCGCCGUACAACUCCCCGAACUACGAGUCCACGAGAAUCGCGUAUCAAGACAAUUGCACGCACGAGAGCGAGCUCACGCCACGAAGAGACAUCGAGAUGCUGGACUACGCCAAGGACAUGGUGUCAGAAUACACGAAGACUCCGGAGGGAUACGAUCGAGGACCUUACGGCGUCCUGACGCCCGUCACUCCGCAAAGAUACGAACAGCCGCACUCGAUGGAUCAGACCACGUCACCGCGAUCGACAUUGUACGAGGAAAGCUCAAUGGAUUAUCAGCCGCCGUCAUAUUGCUACGAGACGUCUCCUCAAGAACCGAGAUAUCAACCCCUGGAGAACAACAAGCCGAUCCUCACGAUUGUCGAACCUCGCGCCAAUUGUUGGGAGCCCAUCAUCUCGACGAAGAGAAUGCCGACGACGCCGCCGGUGAGUCCGCGGAAGGGCAGACGGAGAUCUCGCGACGUGCCGCCGUCACCGACGGUACUCAAGCGUCGGCGUCUCGCCGCGAACGCGCGCGAACGACGUCGCAUGAACGGUCUGAACGACGCCUUUGACAAGCUGCGCGAAGUCGUGCCGAGUCUCGGGACCGACCACAAACUCAGCAAGUUCGAAACCCUGCAAAUGGCACAAAGCUACAUAGCUGCCUUGUGUGAUCUUCUACAAAGACACGACAGCAAGAGAUAGAUCUCGAAGUCGAAAACGCAAGUAUCAUAUGCACAGUAUCACCCUAACACUGUUACCUUGAAGACGCAUUUACCUAAUCCAGUUUUCGGCAAAUCCUUGGGUCGCAACAAUGACCUCUAUAAUCAUAAUUUUUCCUUUUUUUUAAAUUAAUCCAAAUAAAUUAUUGAUUUCAAAAUUAAUUUUCCCAGAUUUUAAUAAGUCAAACCAUUGUUGUACUGAACUCUUAAAAUGUUGAGAAAUCAUCAAUUAUUAAAGUUUAAUGUGUUGGAACUGCGAUACUUGUGUAUUAUGAGUAAAAUUAACUGAAAAAAGGACGAAUAAUUGUUAGUCAAAAUUAUUUAUCAUAUGAUCUUAAGAUAUAAAAUUAAUAACAAAACGCACAGAUAAUAUUUCAAUACGUAUCUAAAGCGUAACAAGAUAUUUAUAAUGGUUGUUGUAAAAAUGUAAAGACUGAACUGCACAGACGGUACAGAAGGCCUUCUCAGUACCCAAGUAGCAAAGUGACGUCAAAUGACGUCUUAAUAACGUCUUAAUGACGUCCAUAACGUCAAUAAAACGUCUUUAAACGUCAUCUUUGCUACUUGGGUACUAUCAUAUAUAAUUUAAUCUAAAUAAUUAUAAUAUCCGACUAAAACCUAAUAUUAUGUCUUUAUAAGAAUUAAACAUUUUUGCUGAUAAUUAUUUCUAUUGUUAUUAUGCGAAAAAUU
Molecule: messenger RNA, 2928 nt
Organism: Temnothorax curvispinosus
Lineage: Eukaryota; Metazoa; Arthropoda; Insecta; Hymenoptera; Formicidae
Product: protein Fer3-like
Exons: 6
Coding region: 1436-2221 (261 amino acids)
Molecular function (GO): protein dimerization activity
Source: RefSeq, a predicted model, not a curated record